Messenger RNA from Periconia digitata, 1285 nucleotides. NCBI's taxonomy places the organism in Eukaryota, Fungi, Ascomycota, Dothideomycetes, Pleosporales, Periconiaceae. The record is from the annotation of a GenBank genome assembly.
UAAUGGCCUCUUCUUCUACUUCUUCUUCUCUUCUACUAUCUCUAUUGCUGUCGCUCCAUUGCUCGUACAGUCAUCUUCUUGAUGGUCCUCUGGAGUUUAGAGCCGUCCCCAUAUGUGCAGCCAUGGAUUUGAACAAGCCCAUCGUGCCCGCCCCGAGAGGAUAUGCGGUCAAUCUCGAGAAUCCGCAUCGACGUGGUAACCGUGGUCAGAAAACUGGCCUCAGACGAUUGGUGUCUCAUACUUGCAUGGGCUUUCUGCAUACCGGUACAGUCCAUGAUUAUCGCGCUCCAGCUGGGUUGAUUGGCAUACACACAUGGGAGCUUACUGGUCACCAACUCAACAAGAUCUCAAAGAUAACCCUCAUCACAACGGUUCUCUACUCGCCUGGCACCGCUUUCGCGAAGAUGUCCUUUCUCUGUUUCUACUUGAACCUGAAUCCAGCGCAAGGUUUCCGCAUUGGCGUCUACAUUACGAUGUUUGUCGUUAUCGGGUCAUGCGUCGGCAUUGACGUUUCACUGCUGGCAGCUUGCACACCCUUUGCGAAAAACUUCGAUGUCACGAUAAAAGAGGGAAAGUGCAUAAACAAAGGCGCGCUGUACAUUGCUACUGCCAUUCUCAACAUUGUCACGGACGUCAUGGUUCUAUGUUUGCCUAUUCCUAUGGUGUUAGGGCUGCAAAUGGCUAGGUCGCGGAAGAUGAUGCUGAUCUUGAUGUUCAGCUUGGGCUCGAUAACAUGCGUCACGAGUGCAGUGAGAGUAGCUGCGCUUCCUCCUAUGCUGGUCACGAAAGAUUCGUCUUGGGAUACUGUAUACCCUAGUUUCCUGAUCGUGGUUGAAGGUAGUCUUUUCAUUAUCACUGGUGCACUUCCAACAAUGCGAUUAUUCCUCCGGCAUGUAGCGCCUAAUUGGGUAGGGGACUCCGAAAGUCCUCGUAUAUCCACCCAUCGAGAGUCUGGACGGGAGUUACAGCAUGAAGGAAGGCACGGGACUUGUGAUAUCGAGGACGGAUUGUCUAUACGAGAGAUCUUUCCAUUAAAAGGGAGCACGAACGGUGCUGGGGAGUAGAUACCAGGCCAUAGAAGGCAUCUUGAAUGGUGAACUUCGUUCAUUGGAGGGUCUUCCAUCCGCAGUAGGGGCUUAUACUAUAUCUCUAUGACUUGCAUCAAUGGAUGAGGAUAUGUAUCGCAUGUAAUGGCUUGAAUACACGACGAUGAAUUAUUGGACGCACUUGGAUAUGAAAUGUGAUUGUUAGUUGAAAUUCUGGGGCUCUUAGCAGUUCCCUGCUU